This is a messenger RNA of Aspergillus caelatus, 1950 nucleotides long. RefSeq names its product putative pectin methylesterase. Gene Ontology annotation, molecular function: pectinesterase activity. Lineage: Eukaryota; Fungi; Ascomycota; Eurotiomycetes; Eurotiales; Aspergillaceae. Gene Ontology annotation, biological process: cell wall modification. The transcript is spliced from 2 exons. Bases 661 to 1827 code for a protein of 388 amino acids. The record is from RefSeq and is a predicted model, not a curated record.
CUACAAAGAGUACAUCUGCCUCUUUACUCAGCCGCUCUAUGUGAAACUGCGCCGUCUGAGCCUAUGCCCGUGCUCUCUUCCUCAAUGUCUUGUACAUACGGCACCCCGCAUAGCGACAUCACCUUAGGACCACCUCAUACUGGGUAUAUGAUUGAUUCUAAGCGGUAGAAUGAUUAAGCCUCUCAAAGUUACAAUCCAUAAUUGACAUACCGGUCGUGUUAUACUUAACUCCAUAUACGAAAUAAUUCUCCCGUUCUUUAAUCCUUGGACUAAAGAUGCUAACAGGUGGAAAGCAAUUCUCCGCAUUACUACAUCGAAUUUCUCCGUCUCCUGGUCUGGGGAAAUUUACGCCCAAAUGCGGAGUGAUCAAAUCCCCAGAACCCCCAGAUUCGUCCAAUUAGUGACUUAGGUAGUUAUACAAGCUCUUGGGCUAUGGAUAAGCCUUGUGACAGUCGGAGUUGGCUGCGUAUGCUUGACCAACGGUAUUGAUCCGCGUUGAGUUUACUGCUAUGUGUCUCCCCGCAAUUUUUCCCGGGGUAAAAGAACAUGAGACAGAUUUUCCGAUAUGAAGUAUAAAAGAUUCACACUGCAUUUCGGGGAUGCGUGUGAGAGGGAUUGGUUGUUCAUACCAGCGGAUUCCCACCAUACAACCUGGUUACCAUGCGUUCACCGGGGCUAUCACUCCUGUUCGGUGCCCUUUUCGCAUCUGCAAGCCCUCUCCAAACUUCUAGAUAUGCCUGUCAAACGGCCCUCAGCUGUCCUGAAGGAACAAUUCUUGUCUCCAAGACCGACCCCUCCGCCCAUUUCACCACUGUGCAAGACGCCAUCCUUUCCCUCCCGAAUGAUAACACCACCCAAACCAUCCUCAUCCUCCCAGGAACGUAUAAGGAGCAAGUAAAUGUUACUCGGUCCGGGCCUGUUACGCUCCUCGGACAGACUGAUGACCCUAACAAUGCUACCAAAAACAAAGUCACUCUUACCUGGGCCCAAGCCAACCAUGACAAUACCGGCCAGGCAGUGGAUAAUGUCUUCUCAAGCGUCCUGACCGUCGCGCCCACGCUGGAAUCAAGCUAUACAGGAUCGGGCACGACAGGAUAUCCUGUACCAGAGGAUACACCGUUCGGCAACGUCGAUUUCCGGGCAUACAAUAUUGAUUUCACGAAUACAUGGCGAGACUACUCCGAUGGGCCGGCGCAUGCGAUCAGCUUCAGUCGCGCCAAUGGUGGGUUCUAUCACUGCGGGUUCUAUUCUUACCAGGAUACUGUUUACGUGGGUAAACUGGGCAACGCCUACUUCCACAAAAGCAUCAUCGCCGGCCAAACUGACUUUCUCUACGGCUUCGGCACCGCCUGGAUUCAAUCGUCUGAGAUUCUUCUGCGCAACUGCGGCGGCGGUAUCACAGCUUGGAAAGGAACCAACACUACCUUCACCAACAACUACGGCGUGUACAUCGUCGAUUCUACCGUCAAGGCAGCCAAUGCAUCCAUAGCCCCCGAUAUCCGGGGUAAAUGCGCCCUGGGCCGUCCAUGGAAUAGCCAGCACCGGUCUAUAUUCGCGCGCACCUCCGAAGACGCAAGUAUCAUUCCAGCUGGGUACAUCGACUGGAUCGUCGAUGGCGAGGGUCGCUUGAACAAGGAUACCGUCAUGGCCGAGUACAAGGCUUUCGGACCGGGCUUCAACGCCACAGGCCGAAAAGACGGAAACGUCACGAUAGUAAUGGACGACAAAGAAUACUCGAGAUACAGCUCCCCAGCAAGAGUCUUCCAGUAUCCAGACGGGAAAUCGGGGAACAUCGGCUGGAUCGACUGGAAUGUAGACAAGAACUGAUACAAUUACUAUUAUCAUACUCCAAAUACACAUACCUUCUCUCUCAAUCAUAUCAUACAUCUCCCUUCUUCCCCAACCAAACAAGUAAAAGGAAACAAAAUAAGAGAGGCAUGAAAUACACAU